GGUGGCUUGUGUCAAACCAGGCUCACAAUUAACCUCACACUGACUUUCCGCUCGGUCGUCCUGCCGUCGGUGGUGACAGGUGACAGUCGUCGUCGAUGUCGACGCGCAGCUCGACAUGUGACGUUACGCGCCGACGACGUUACGCGCGAGGUCUAGAGGAAGCGAGCGACGACGACGUUCCGAGACUGUGCGAGACUGUACGAGAACGGAGCCGUCGCGGCGUGCACGAGAUCGUACGCGCCGCCGUGCCGACGACGACGUCGCCGCCGCGGCUCACCGCUGCUCGACCGUCGACGGACAUAGGUAUCGCAUCGCGGCGAAAUGUCCAGCGCCAAGGUCAUAGAGAAUCCAGAAGUGCCGGGACUUGAAUGCUUCCUGCCGCCGCCGCCACCACCACCACCGCCGCCUCCGCCGCCACCGCCGCCACCCCCGCCGCCCAAGUUAUCGUCGAGCAGCAACAUGCCCACAACGACCCCGCAGCAACAACGAUCGGCGACAACGAGCGACAAUGCGAUGGCCACGUGCGCGCCGGUGGCACCGCCGUCGGACGCGAUGCCGCCGAACCUCGGUGGCGGAUACCCGAGUGUACCUGUGCCAGCCCCCUACAUCUCCGGGUUUCCAACGGUGCAACCGCAAACCCCCGGUCAAUCGGCCGGUACUCCCUGGUGGAUGUCCACCGACAACGAUACGCCGGACAUUUAUACCCAGUGGUAUGAAUACAAGGGCGCUGCCCCGGCUAUGCCGCCCGCAGCUACGCAGGCCAUGACGAAAAGCAAGAAUAAAUAUUACAAACGCAAGAACGAAUUUAUCGACCCCGCGCAGGACGCAGAGAAAGUGGCGAGCGCUCAGAGGGAACUGUCGGCGCUGAUGAAACCGCUGAAAUGCGAUUUAUGCAACGCAGUCAUGAACUCGACGCUGCAAGCGAAAUUGCAUUACGACGGCAAGCCUCAUCAGAAAAAAGUGUCGAUGUUCCUCAAUCAAAGCGUUAAAAAGCAAAAGACGGAAGACGGCCAAGUGAGCAGCACGACCAAUAACGACUGGCAAAACUACUGUGAUAUAUGCAAAACGUGGUUCACGUCGCAGACAGACGCCACGCAACACUACGCCGGCAAAAAGCACAUUAGAGCGGCCAACGGUGGACCACGUAGACCGUCGAAGAAGCCGCAGAAUCAGUACAAUCAGAUCGACUCGACCGGACGCUUCGGGUUAGGAAUGACGUUUCAGACGGACGCGCAACAACCCGUGCCCACAGUAGCACCCGUGAUAACCGAUGUCACCACGCCGGUGCCAAAUACGGUCGCACCGGCCAUGUACGCAUCGCCGCCAUAUCCCACGCCGUUACGUUGCGACUUGUGCGGAGUCUCGGCCAAUCGGCAGGAUCAGCUGGAAACGCACAAGCGUGGAGCCCGACAUUUGAGGAUGCUACGGCUUAACGGGCUUCCUGUGCCUGAACCUGUGGCCGAAAACGAGAACAUGCCCGGCGCCGUCGAACCUAUAGAUUACUCUAUUUAUCGGACUCCAUCAGGACAGUAUUAUUGCGCGCCAUGCAAUCUGUCGCUGAACUCGGAGACCACGUUCGCUCAGCAUGUCGAGAGCAAGAAACACAAAAAUCAAUCUAACCCGAAGUUACCAAAUGCCGUGGUGGUCGCGAAGAAAGCCCGAUUCAAGAAAAAAUAAAACCGCGACUACGUCAUUACGCUUCGUGCAACGCCACAGCAUUCCGGCUGUUUUCUCUCUUUCAUGUUUUCCGUUUCUGUCUGUCCAUUGUUUCUUUCAUUUACAACCUCGCGCUCGUUCCCGAUUUCCGUGGAUGCGCUUGACUAUUUGCGAAUGUACGACGGUGUGAGCUCCAACGAUCGUCGCGCAUUUGCGUCAAUGUGUAAUAAAUCCUGUUCCUUUCGA
This is a messenger RNA of Dinoponera quadriceps, 1902 nucleotides long. Its product is annotated as zinc finger protein 346-like. The coding region runs from base 322 to 1677 and encodes 451 amino acids. NCBI's taxonomy places the organism in Eukaryota, Metazoa, Arthropoda, Insecta, Hymenoptera, Formicidae. The record is from RefSeq and is a predicted model, not a curated record. The transcript is spliced from 8 exons. Gene Ontology annotation, molecular function: zinc ion binding; nucleic acid binding.